Messenger RNA from Oryzias melastigma (Indian medaka), 2814 nucleotides. RefSeq names its product L-amino-acid oxidase. Gene Ontology annotation, biological process: amino acid catabolic process. The record is from RefSeq and is a predicted model, not a curated record. The coding region runs from base 181 to 1758 and encodes 525 amino acids. Lineage: Eukaryota; Metazoa; Chordata; Actinopteri; Beloniformes; Adrianichthyidae. Gene Ontology annotation, molecular function: L-amino-acid oxidase activity; polyamine oxidase activity. The transcript has 8 exons.
GAACGCAGAACGCUGCAGUUUUCUCAUGUUUAAGGUAAAGUACACAUUUGUCUGAGGCGGAGAGUCAAGUGACUGAAUCUUUGCGUCACGGCAGGGCGUAUAAUAGCUGGAGUUUCCACUGGAUCCCAGACUGGGAGUGAAGAUUCUCUGAAGAACAAAAGAAGAGACAGUUCAAUCAAAAUGGGUGUAAAGGUGUGGAAAUGGCUUCUAGCUGCUGCUGGAGUGUUGCUGCUGGCUCUUCCUCACGUUUCCACCGCUCUCAGCCUGAAGCAGAAGCUGGCUGACUGUCUGAAUGACACAGACUACCAAGAGCUGCUCUAUAUAGCAAAGAACGGCCUUCCACACACCAGCAAACCCCAACACAUCGCCAUUGUUGGUGCUGGCAUAGCUGGACUGACGGCCGCCAAGUUACUACAGGAUGCAGGACAUAAGGUGACCAUCAUUGAGGCCAGCGGUCGCAUUGGAGGCAGAGUGGAGACUUACAGGAAUACAAAAGAGGGAUGGUACGCUGACCUUGGAGCAAUGAGGAUCCCCAGUUAUCAUCACAUCGUCCGGCAGUUCAUUCAUGACCUUGGGGUCAAGUUGCAGCCUUUCACCAUGGAUGACCACAACACUUUCUACGUUAUCCGUGGGAAUCGGAGCAGAACAUACUCUGUCAAGGCCAACCCCGACAUCCUGGGGUACAACGUGUCCAUCAGCGAGAGGGGGAAGUCAGCAUCUGAACUGCUGUCCAUGGCUCUGCAGAAGGUCAAAGAUGAAGUGGAGACUAAUGGCUGUGAGGCUAUGCUGAAGAAAUACGAUCACUACUCUGUGAAGGAGUAUCUAAAGGUGGAAGGUGGUCUGAGUCGGGAGGCCGUGCAGAUGAUCGCGGACCUUCUGAACGAGCAGAGUCUCCUGUACUUGGCUCUGACUGAAAUGAUCUACAUCGAGAGUGACGUCAGCGAUGAUACCACCUACGAUGAAAUAAGCGAAGGAACGGAUACCCUCGUCACAAAGUUUCUGGACGCCAUACACAGCACGUUGUUCCUGAACUCCACGGUCAAACUCAUUCAACACACCAACAAAGGCGUGACCGUGUGGUAUCGCAGAGAUGGCAGUGACUAUUGGCAGCCAGUGGACGCCGAUGUCGUCCUGGUGACCGCCACGGCCAGAGCCACCCUCUUCAUGGAGUUUGACCCUCCUCUGUCCUCCUUUAAGAUGGAGGCCAUGCGUGCGGCCCACUACGCAAGCUCCACCAAAAUCAUCCUGACCUUCAGCCGCAAGUUCUGGCUGGACGACGGCAUCCAGGGAGGCAAGAGCAUCACUGACAGACCCUGCCGUUACAUCUACUACCCCACUCACAGCUUCGCAAAAAACAACAGCAUCGGGGUCCUGCUCGCAUCCUACACCUGGUCCGAUGACUCCCUCCUCUUUCAUGGCGCUAGUGAUGAGGAACUGAAAGACAUGGCUCUGAGGGACCUGGCACAUGUCCACCCCGACGCCAACGUCAGCUCCCUCUGCACAGGGGUGGUGGUGAAGAGGUGGAGCUUGGAUCCAUACAGUUUAGGGGCCUUCACCUUGUUCAGUCCCUACCAGCACUUGGAGUAUUCUGCCGAGCUCUUCCAGAGCUACGGUAACGUGCACUUUGCAGGAGAACACACGGCUUUUCCUCACGGCUGGAUCGAAACGUCCAUGAAAUCUGCAAUCAGGGCAGCGAGGAACAUCAACGAUGCUGCAAACUUCCAGGAAAUCAGAGCUUCAACUCGAGAUGAGUUCUGAAGGCCAGAAGGAACAAGUGUUUACGAGAUUUAAAAUAUCUGCUUACACUAAUUUUGAAGGCUGCUAGUUUUUUUUUGUUAUUUGGCAUUUUGUCGAUUCAUUGACGUAAAAAUAUUAGUGCAGAUUGUUAGGUUUUAAAAUUAUACUUUUGAAUCCAGUGACGUUCACACCGCCCUCGCGGUGCGUUCAAACGACCACUUUCAGUGAGAAGUUAAGUUAAACUUUAGGGCUUCUGGGUUCAUUGAUUGCACCUUCAAAGCUUAACCAUUUAACACCUGAGGCGUCACCAGUGACGCUUAAAAGCAACAUGCUUAACAUACUGUAAGCCGCUUUUCUCCUUUACAAUCUACUGGAAUGACAUUGAUCAUGUUACCAGUUAAAACGUUGCAGCAAAUCUAAGAAUAUAAACACUGGAGCUCUGGUGUUAAAGGGCUAAUUGAUAGCUAGCUCUGAAGCUAUGAUCACACCACCAUCAAAAACUUGCGUUUAAGCGACUAUUUCCAAUGAAAUGUCUAAGGAAAUGCGCUCAAAAAUCAUGUUCUUCAUUACUACGCACCUUUUUAAGUCACUAUUUGGGCUCUACUUACAAAACACGUCCAUUGAACAUGUUCAAAUUUGAAUUAUUCGCGCUGAAAUUCCCCUUUGUCAGUCUCAGAAUCCACUAGAAUUGCGUUAAUUGUGUAGUUUGAAGAACGUGUGUUAUUAUAGUUGCUGGAAAAAGACAGUACGGCAAGCCAAAAGGGUCAAAAAUCAGCGUGAAAAACGGGUAUGGCAGUGCCUCACCUGCACAUAUACUAUGAAUAGUAAUUAUUAUUUGAAAUAUUGAAAUGUUCCCACAGUUAGUUUCAAUACUACAAUUAACAGAAAAAAUGAGGGUUUAUUCAUUAAAACGAUUUCAUUUGGACAUUGUAUAGUAAGCGUUCUAUCAUCUCAGUUUUUUAGAUUUGGUCUCCAGACAUGUAAAUGUAAUCAAACUUCAUGUUUUUACAUUUUUGUUUAUGUUUAAAGUUCAAAGAUGUGUGAGUGUAUAUUUAUGUUUUCAAGUACUUUAUAUAU